Molecule: messenger RNA, 1783 nt
Organism: Candidula unifasciata
Lineage: Eukaryota; Metazoa; Mollusca; Gastropoda; Stylommatophora; Geomitridae
Source: the annotation of a GenBank genome assembly
AUGAGUGUUCCAAUCUAUAAACCGGUAUCUCAGAAACUGUUGCCCCUUGACAACCGGCCGCUGCCACCCAGUCUGAAGGUGCAGAAGGAGGUGGAUACACAAUGUGGGCUCUGUACAUGCCAACCUGCUUGCAUGCAGCCACUGGCAACAAUUGGAAUCUUCACGGGUUUCUACAGCUUUGCCAAUAUGUUGGCUCAAACCCUCAAUUAUUACGUAAAUUCUCAGAUAACCACACUAGAAAGACAGUUUGGCUUCAGUUCAUACUACACAGGUAUCAUUAUGGCCGCCAACGACAUCGGUUUCCUGGUCUGUGUUCUGUUCGCAGCCCACCUCGCCACCAAAGUCCACGUCGCCAGGUCGCUAGGGGUUACAAUGAUCUUGUUUGGUAUCUCUGGUAUAUCCUGUUCCCUCCCCCACUUCCUGUUUGGAGCAUCCGUCAACAAAGAUCCAACAACAGACAACAGCAACAGCACAGAAUCCAACUUCAGCAAACAGCCGUUUGUAGGCAGCUUUUGUGACAUGUUCAACAUCAGCGGGGAUCCUUGUGGGAUCGAUGCAGCCCUGAACACAGCUGAGCAGAAAGCUGGGACAGCCUCAGAGAAAGUCUCCCAGAUCUCCUUCCUCAUCAUCGUGCUCGGGAUGUGUCUGCAGGGGUUCGGCAAAGCUCCCAAUACUUCAUACGCCCUGGUGUACGUGGAUGACAACACCAAGAAAGUAAACACAGGCUUCUACAUAGGUAUCAUCGCUGCGACUUCUGUACUGGGCCCAGUGUCGGCAUUUCUUUUGGGCGGCGUCUUCAGCCGGAUAUACGUCACACUGGAAGUCACUCAGUUAACGCCACGUCAUCCCAGGUGGAUCGGAGCCUGGUGGUUGGGUUUUGUCGUCUUUGGUCUCCUGGCUGUGAUUGCCGCCAUCCCGCUCUUCUGUUUCCCGCGGAAACUGCCCAGAAGCAAGGUUAAGGACGCUCGUGGGAACGAUACAACGUCAGCUGGAAAUGUUGAUCUCUCAAAACCUGUACUGUCACAUGAUUCAUUGAAACAACGCCAUGGAGACAAAAUCGCGAAUUGCCACACAGCACCCAGUUCUAAACGGUUAGGGUUCAGAUCGUUGAUAAAACAUUACAGAGAAUUCAUAGCGUCCCUGUGCAGACUGCUGGUCAACCCCAUCUACGUGUGCUGGGUUGUCUCCUCCUGUUUCUACAUUUUCAUGAUUGCCGGAAGUACUGCGUUUUAUCCCAAGUACCUAGAGAGGGUAUUUGACCUUGAGGUUCACACAGCCAACUACAUCACAGCUGCCACGUUCAUGUCUGCGUCAUUUGGAGGAGUUUUUGUUGGCGGCUUUUUGAGCAGACGAUACAAGAUGACAGCCAUGAGAUGUCUGCAGUUUAGCUGCCUCAUGACCGCUUUGUCCGUGAUGAUUUCAACUCAUGACCCUCAUCUUUCGGAGAACAGCUGCAACAGGGGAUGUAAUUGCAGAGACAACAGUUACUUCCCCAUCUGUGGAGACGACGGCAAGACCUACUACUCUCCUUGUCACGCCGGAUGUCUCCUGGCGGAGCAUGGGAUCUACCAAAACUGUUCCUGCGUCCUGAGUGGUCAGGCUGUGACAGGCGUCUGUGAGUUCGGAUGUUCCCAUCUGUAUGGUUACGUCAUAUCCGGGUGCCUACGAUUGUUGUCAAUGGCUCUCAAUUUUGUCCCCAAAACGAUCGUUUUUAUGAGAUGUGUCCCAGAACAAGACAGAUCCAUGUCUCUAUCAGUGAUGCCGUUUGUAAAUUCCCUUUUCG